This is a messenger RNA of Hydractinia symbiolongicarpus, 1620 nucleotides long. RefSeq lists its product as uncharacterized. The record is from RefSeq and is a predicted model, not a curated record. Bases 595 to 1137 code for a protein of 180 amino acids. Lineage: Eukaryota; Metazoa; Cnidaria; Hydrozoa; Anthoathecata; Hydractiniidae. The transcript has 2 exons.
UUGUGAUGACUAUUUGAUUACCUCCAUAAUUGUAUGCACGUAUUUUAUGAUAAACAUUGCUAAUUACCAUUUUACGAAUUUUUUUCAAGAGAGAAGACGUACUAUCAAACUUUAUUACUUUUAAAACUUAAAACUUCAAUAAAACUGCUAUUUUAAUAGCAACAACUCUCUACACAGACUCAGUAGUUUGUGUAAAAACUCAAGAACAGUUUAUUAUAAUGGAAAACAAUGACGGAGACUAUGAAAUGAUAGUAGAAGACUUCAACGAACUAUUUGAAGAAAAGUCAGUAGCUCAUGAAAGUAUCAUAUUAACAGAAGAUGACAUUAGUGACCCACAUAUUCAUAUAGAUUUUGAAAAACUUUCAAAUUACAAAGUCGAACAUUUAAAAAGAUGGCUGGUAUUCUGAGGAGACACACUUCAAGGUAUUACAACUUUGAAAGAAGCUCAAGUUCAUGUUAUGAGCUAUUUCGAAAAUAAAACUGAAGCCAAAAUUGUAGAUCCUACACCUGAUAAAAUCUGGCUACGUAAAAAAGCAGAAAAAAUGGGAGUUAUUUUGAAACCGCUGUGGAAAGAGGGAAUGCUUCCAUCAAGGAAUGCCAAAUUUUACAGUUGAACAUAUUCAAAAUUAUCAUGAACAUGUCAAUGAAACAUUUUGUAAAAAUUCAACAAAAAUAAAGAAACAUUUUAUACGUGGCGAACAAUUCCUCAAAGAGAAGUUCUUAGAUACUGAUACAAUAUAUGUUAAAGAAGAUGAAACAAUAUUUUGUUUGAAGGGUGUAGCUGCAGCUAGUUUGAAAAAAGCAAAUAGAUGGGUUUUUUUAGCCAUAGAGAAAAAAACCUCCAAUAUUGAGUUUGCGAACUGUCAGUGUCCAGCUGGACGUUGUGGGACAUGUUCUCAUGCAUAUGCUAUGAUGAAACUUUUAGCAAAGUGGGUAGUAGAUGGCCUAUCUAUGGUACCGGCAACUAAAGCAUGUACUUCAAAGCCCUGCGUGUGGAAUGUUCCGCAGUCCAGAGGUAGAAUAGAAAAGGUUCCUAUCAUGGAAAUGAUGAUCAAGUCUCCUCCAUCGAAAAAAACUAAAAAAACUGACAAUGUUCAAGACAAAAAGGAUAGAUAUUUUUAUAUACUUUAUAUAUAAAUAUAAAUAAGUACUUGAAACAUAUCAUAACCUUGUAAAAUAUGAAAUAUACUUCAAAGUGAUAUUUUUUGCAAGGAUUGAUUUUUACGAGUUUGCAACAUUACCACAAAAAUAAGCUAUAGAAAAAAUCAUCUCCUUGAGGUAUAUCUCAUAAUGUGUGUGUAGCAGUAAAAAACUUUUUAGAUAUUUUUAUGCAUAUAAUUGUAAAGAUUUUCUUUUUCUAAACAUUCUAUACCUUUAAAAUUGGUUCUUGAAAAUUUGCUAACAUUGCACAAACAGUGAUGAUCUGGUUAAGAGAACCUAGCAUGUUAACAGGAUCAAAUAUGUAAAAAGUUUUCAAUCUCUGUAUCAUUCUUUCGACAUGUAUUCUUUCAGCGGCAAUUUGUUGACUUUGAAGAGGAUAAUAAUGAUUGUUAAUCUUCUCUUGGAGUAAAUAAUAUUUAUUAUACAUUUCUAUUUAUACUGCUACAUACAAUCUUUUUC